Pimephales promelas (fathead minnow) is the source of this 1429-nucleotide messenger RNA. RefSeq names its product motor neuron and pancreas homeobox 1 (gene mnx1). Gene Ontology annotation, molecular function: sequence-specific double-stranded DNA binding; DNA-binding transcription factor activity, RNA polymerase II-specific. Lineage: Eukaryota; Metazoa; Chordata; Actinopteri; Cypriniformes; Leuciscidae. Gene Ontology annotation, biological process: spinal cord motor neuron cell fate specification; central nervous system development; regulation of DNA-templated transcription. The record is from RefSeq and is a predicted model, not a curated record. Gene Ontology annotation, cellular component: nucleus.
GUGACACUUGUGACAGCCUUGUAAAGUUGCGGACGCGUGAAUCUAUUUGUGAGGUGGGCCAGAUGGAGAAGUCUAAAAACUUUCGAAUCGACGCGCUUCUAGCUGUCGAUCCACCAAAGGUGCAAACCUCGCCGCUGGCGCUGGUCACCUCCCUCUCCACAUCUUCCAUAUCAUCCUCCUCCGAAAGUGUCCAGGCGUCAGAUUUGAACACGAACUCCGAAGCUCUUCGGAACGAGACUCCUUCGCCCCCCAGAAUAUCUUCCUGCGGCUUGAUCCCCAAGCCGGGUUUCUUAAAUUCUCCACAUUCGGGCAUGGUCGGACUACACCCUCAGAGCAGCACCGGGAUUCCUCCUCAAGCUCUCUACGGUCAUCCAAUGUACACAUAUUCAGCAGCAGCGCUCGGUCAGCACCCGGCGCUGUCGUACUCUUAUCCGCAUGGGUCGCACCAUCAUCAUCAUCAUCAUCCCAAUGACCCCCUCAAACUCACCGCCAGCUCCUUUCAGCUAGAUCACUGGCUGAGGGUCUCAACUGCGGGAAUGAUGCUGCCCAAAAUGGCAGAUUUCAGUGGCCAGGCGCAGUCAAACUUACUCGGGAAGUGCAGAAGACCAAGGACCGCGUUCACAAGCCAGCAGCUCCUUGAACUUGAGCAUCAGUUUAAGCUCAAUAAAUAUCUAUCGAGACCAAAACGCUUUGAAGUGGCCACAUCUUUAAUGCUAACAGAGACACAGGUGAAAAUCUGGUUUCAGAACAGGCGUAUGAAAUGGAAGCGCAGUAAGAAGGCUAAAGAAGCCGCUCAGGAGGCCGAGAAGCAGAAAGGCAAAGGGAACCAGGAUAAAAUGGACGGACUUGAGAAGGACUUCCAGAAGGUAGAUUCAGUGAAAAGUAACCGAAUACGGGACUUUAGAGACAGUGACGACGAAGAAGGAGAAAAUUACAUGCUGAAUUCAUCUGAUUGUUCGUCCGAGGAUGAACUAACCAAUGCCAGUGAUAUAAGUCCACAACCAUGAGACUUCAUUUACAAAAAAACACCCAUAAAAGAGAAGUAUGUGAUAUGCAUGUUAUCAUCUUGCAGUCAUUAUGGAAAUGCUGAGGUGGACGUGUCUACAUGAACUGUUUUCAAACAUCGACGGAUACUUCUGAAGGUAGACUGAUAGGCUAAAGGUUGCAAAGCAUGUGGUAAAAUCGCAUCUCAUCAAGCAAAAUAGAUGAGUAGGCCUAUCACUAUCAGUAAUAAUUAGCAUCAUUAAGACGAUCAUAUUCGAUAACCACUUAUUAUUUUCUGAAAUCGAGUGGGAUAAAAAUAACAAUCUACAGCCAGAACCAUAUGUGAUGUUUAUUUUUAUACAAUGUAUUUAUAACGAAAUUGCUUUUAAAAUGCAUGUAAAUUAUUGUUUAGGUUUAUCAGUUACACUUUGUGAAUAAAAUUUAA